This is a messenger RNA of Phaethon lepturus (White-tailed tropicbird), 231 nucleotides long. It is a transcript of the gene PIGY, whose product is annotated as phosphatidylinositol glycan anchor biosynthesis, class Y. The record is from RefSeq and is a predicted model, not a curated record. Lineage: Eukaryota; Metazoa; Chordata; Aves; Phaethontiformes; Phaethontidae. The coding region runs from base 1 to 231 and encodes 76 amino acids. The transcript has a single exon.
AUGGCUGGCAGAGGCAUGCUCCCCUCCCUGCCCACACUGACUGUGCUUGUUCCCCUCCUGUCCCUAGCAGGCUUGUUUUACUCAGCCAGCGUAGAUGAAACCUUCCCACAGGGCUGCACCAGCACAAACAGCUUGUGUUUCUACAGUCUCCUCCUUCCUAUGACAAUACCGGUUUAUGUGUUCUUCCACCUGUGGACCUGGAUGGGGAUUAAGCUUUUUAGGCACAACUAG